GCAAAGCAAACACAGAAAAAACAAGAAAAACAGAAACCAAAUACAAAAGCUGUAAGUUAGGAUCAGUAGAACAUAUUCUUUCCCGACGUUAGAAAGCUACUCAUUUCUCUAGCCAAGUUGAGGCUCCUCUUCACAACAGAAUCUGCUUCAGUGAGUUUUGGCUCUUGGACGAGUAAGCUGCAUAUGAGAAGGAACUUCAACUAAUAGUUGAAGAAGAAUUAUCAAGCAUGGAGCAUCAUUACUACACGUGCUAUUCAUAAUUAAAUGAACCAGUAUUCCUAAAUUGUGCCUUCAUCUUCUAUUUUGACUCCAAACUACACCGGGGGAAGCUCUGUGGCCAUGGCAUUUUUGUCAUCCCUGAUCCAAAUAACUAAGAGUUUAGUGACUGCCUUCAGAGGAUCACCUUCAUCAUCAAGAUCCUCACCAACAGAUUCUCAGAAAGUUAUUGAGGAUGAGUUGAAAGGGUUGGAAAUGACACUGUGGAAUAUUGAGGCUGUUCUUGAGGACGCCGGGCGAAGAGAGAUUAGAGAUGCAUCAGUGAGGCUCUGGCUUAAGGAACUCAAGGGCAUCGCUUAUGAUGCUGAGGACGUUCUUGAUGAGUAUGAGUAUGAGUUGUUGCAGUGUCAAGUGGAUAGCAGAAAUAAUGCAGCUACUGCUGCUGCCGCUGCAACAAGGAUUUCUCGCAAAAGAAAACAUGUGGACAGUGAGGAGGAGCAAGUAUAUUUUUGGCAAACUUCAACAAUCUCAAGAGGGCCAUUAUUUCCUAAUCAUAUGCUUGAUAGGAUUAGGAAAAUCAGAGAGAGGUUUAGUGAGAUUGAAAAAGAUCGAAGUGCAUUGAGCUUAAGAGAACUCGGUCCAAGAUGGUAUGAUUUUGAUGAUGAUGAUGAUGAUUCUAUCAAGCGACCAACACCUAGUUCCUCUGUAGAUGAAUCACAUGUUUUUGGAAGGGACGGUGAUAAAGAAAAGCUAAUUGAGCUAUUAUUUUUAGAUAUGAAUACCAAAUUCUCUGUCAUUCCCAUUGUCGGCAUGGGAGGAUUAGGGAAGACAACGUUGGUUCAACUUAUUUAUAAAGAUCAAAGAGUUCAUGAAUGCUUUGAUUUGAAAGGAUGGGUGUAUGUAUCAGUCAAUUUCAGUGUUCUACGAUUAACUAAGCUAAUCAUAGAGACUCUGAGUGGGCAACAAUCUUGUGCUUUUCUUGAGCUUGAUAAGCUUCAAUCUGUUUUAAGUGAGAGUAUGGCAGGAAAGAAGGUUCUCCUUGUCUUAGACGAUGUUUGGAAUGAAGAACAGAGCCCGUGGCAGUUGCUACUAGCGCCCUUUGCCAAUGCCAACAUGGUUAGGAUAAUUGUGACUACAAGAAAUAGCUCAGCUGCAAAAGUCAUGCAAACAGGAAUUUCCCCUCAUGAACUCGGCCUUUUGCCCGAAAAACAUUCUUGGUUGUUGUUCAAAAAAUAUGCAUUUGUAGGUCAAGAACCAUCAUUCCAAUUUGUAGACAUUGGUAAACAGAUUGUCAAGAAAUGUAAUGGCUUACCAUUGGCUGUCAAAGCACUCGGAGGUAUUCUUCGGUAUGAGACUGAGGAAAGCAGUUGGUGGGAUGUUCUCCAGAGUGAUCUAUGGGAAUUGGAUGAAGCUCAAGCUGAGAUUCUACCUGCGUUGAAAUUAAGCUAUAGCAGAAUGCCGUCAUACUUGAAACCUUGCUUCUUGUUUUGUUCUAUGUAUCCGAAAGCUCACUUGUUCAGUAAAGGCAGUCUAAUCAGGCUCUGGAUGGCACAAGGUUAUAUCCGUGCCAAAGGGAACAAAAUUAUGGAGGAUGUAGGAGAGAAUUACUUCAAUGAGUUGCAGCAGAGAUCAUACUUCCAAUUAUACCAGAACCCGCAUAUGCAAUUAAGUACAGGUAAUGAGCAUGAAUGGUAUGUAAUGCAUGAUAUGCUUCAAGAUCUCGCGCACUUAAUGUCAGAAAAUGAGUGCAAUUCCAUUUAUGUAAGUGAAGGUCAAGCUGUGCAGCCUGAGAUCUCUAAUGAAAUUCGGCACCUGAAGGUGAUGCACCAAUUAGAGAUGGAAGUAGAGCUAGCAGAGCUUCUGUCAUUGAAAGAAAUAAACUAUUUACGGACAUUAGAUUGUAUUGAUAUCAUAUAUAUUAGCAAAAGAGAAAGUUUGCUCAGCAAGUUUGAACGAUUGAGAGCAUUGGAAUUACAAUCUGAUGAACCACGAGAUUUACCCAAUUUGAUCAGCAGCUUCAAGCAUCUUCGUUAUCUUUCUGUGAAAAGCAAUAUAAUAUGGGAGGCAUUGCCACAACUUGUAUGUCAGUGCUAUAACCUGCAAACAUUAGACUUAAAGAGCUGCCUGCUUCAAGAGAUUCCAAGUGAGAUCGGGAAUCUAAUUAACUUGAGAUGCCUUGCUCUCUCUUCACUUUCUCUUGCUCAGUUACCAGAAUCAAUAGGAAACCUUCACAAUUUGCACACUUUGGAUCUGCAAUCAUGUUACAGCCUUCAAGAGCUGCCUCAAGGGAUAUCAAACCUUGCAAAAUUACGACAUUUGUUCAUCCCUAGUGAAGCUAAACUACCUCAUGGGAUUGGGAAAAUGACUAAUCUUGAAACUCUAGAGUACUUCAUAGCUGGAAAGGGUAAUAAAAUUGAAAAGCAUUCUGGUAUUGAGGAGUUGAAGAACUUGGUGAAUAUCAAAGGAAAUCUAUGCAUAUACGAGCUCGGGAAACUGGUUUCUGUGGAUAGUGUCAUUGCAGGAAACCUUAAAACUAAGUCCAGAUUGAAGGAUCUGCAGCUGAACUGGGGGUAUCUUCAGCAUCCAUACAUGGACAACCUAUGCAGUGAGGAGUUGAAUUUUUCAGUGCUGGAGAGACUUGAACCACACCACAACCUCUUGAGCUUGAAAAUAGAGGGUUACAAGGGUUUAGAUUACCCUGCAUGGCUUGGUGAUCCAUCCUUCACCAGAUUAACCAGCAUUGACUUUAAUUUCUGCAAGAAAAUUCAAGAUUUCCCAUGGUUAACAUCAAGACUACCUUCUCUCACUUCUCUUUCUUUCUAUACAAUUGAAAGAAUGAAAUCAGUUGCUCAUGAAGGAGAGGUUUCAUUCCCUUCACUUGAGGUGUUGUCCCUCAACAACAUGCCUGAAUGGGAUAAAUGGAGUUCAGCAAUGGAUAAAGAUUUUCCAAAGCUCAAGAAACUCGCUAUUCAAAUGUGCCCCAAGAUAUGUCAACUUCCAUCUUUUCAAUCACUUGUUACUCUAACGAUAGCAUAUUGUGAGAACCUGAAAUCUGUGACUGUGCACCACGAUGCUGCUUCUUGUCCAUCCAGGCUUAAUGAACUCUUGAUAAUCAGUUGUGGACAGCUUACUUCACUUGUGGGGCUGAAAUAUCUUUAUUCUCUCUCAAUGUUGACAAUAGAAUCUUGUUCUGAGCUCCGGUUCCAACCUGAUGAUUGCCUGCCAGUCAUGCCCAAAUAUGUCCGAAUUUGUGAUGGGGAUGGUCCCAAGCAUUGGUGUGAUACUCAUGGAUUUCAUUACAAGCAGUUUUGCAGCUUUGAUCUCUUCCCCAAAGAUGAAGUAUAAGCAGAAGGAACCUUGUUGGUGAUUCAUAAAGAUUUCACUUGUGUUGUUAUCUGAUUAUUGUUUGACAUCUUCGAUAGAGACUCAGCAGAAUUUCUGACAAUUUCAUCCUAAAUAUACUACACUGUCAGUAGUGGACAUUUGUUUUUUUUCAUUUGCGUGUAUAUAUAAUCCUAGAUAUCUUGAAUUUG
Molecule: messenger RNA, 3749 nt
Organism: Dioscorea cayenensis subsp. rotundata (Guinea yam)
Lineage: Eukaryota; Viridiplantae; Streptophyta; Magnoliopsida; Dioscoreales; Dioscoreaceae
Product: putative disease resistance RPP13-like protein 1
Exons: 3
Coding region: 340-3561 (1073 amino acids)
Biological process (GO): defense response to other organism
Molecular function (GO): ADP binding
Source: RefSeq, a predicted model, not a curated record